Rhododendron vialii is the source of this 3742-nucleotide messenger RNA. Its product is annotated as autophagy-related protein 18h. The transcript is spliced from 9 exons. Gene Ontology annotation, cellular component: cytoplasm. The record is from RefSeq and is a predicted model, not a curated record. Bases 329 to 3376 code for a protein of 1015 amino acids. Gene Ontology annotation, biological process: autophagy; response to starvation. NCBI's taxonomy places the organism in Eukaryota, Viridiplantae, Streptophyta, Magnoliopsida, Ericales, Ericaceae. Gene Ontology annotation, molecular function: protein binding.
CAAAACCGAGAGAGAGAGGAGAGAGAGAGGGAAGAGAGAGAGAGAGAGAGAGAGAGAGAGAGAGAGAGAAACCGUCUCAGCGAAGGUCAAACCCAACUCCGCCAACGACAACAAAAUCAACAACAUCGACACCAAAUUCUCGCCGUAGUUAUCUCCGACUUUGAAAUUCAGGCGCGGGCGGGCCCCAUUUUUAAAUGCUCCAUCUGAUCGUGAGUUCCCGGCAACUGUCGGCGGCGGAGGCGGAGGGAGGAGGCGGAGGAGUCAUCAUCAUUGCCGGCGUGUCUCUGGUGACCGGUAAAGAAACUUUCCCGAGAGCUCUCUGAUUAUUAUGAGGAAAACCCAAGCAAGCAAUAAUCAUAAGAGCAAGCACAAUCCUAAUAAUAAUAAUAACUCGAAUGGAUUUAUCCCCAAUUCUCUCCGCCUCCUUUCCUCUUGUAUCAAGACCGUCUCUUCCAACGUCCGCUCCGCCGGAGCCUCCGUCGCCGCCUCCAUCUCUGCCGACGCCGACGACCUUCGGAAAGACCAGGUUUUAUGGGCUUCCUUCGACAAAGUAGAACUUGGUCCUUCUGUAAAACGCGUUCUCUUGCUUGGAUACUCCAAUGGCUUUCAAGUCCUUGAUGUUGAGGAUGCUUCUAAUUUCAUCGAAUUGGUUUCGAGGCGGGAUGAUCCAGUCACAUUUUUACAAAUGCAGCCCAUCCCUGCAAAGUCCGAGGGCCGUGAAGGAUUUCAAACAUCGCAUCCCUUGCUUUUGGUUGUGGCAAGUGAUGAACCAAGAAGCUCAGGUCCCAUGCAGAAUGGGAGAGAUGUUUUUGUCAGAGAUGGCUGUGACCCUCAAAUGGGGAACCUUCUCAACUCUCCAACAGCGGUUAGGUUUUACUCAUUGAGAUCUCACAACUAUGUUCAUGUUCUGAGAUUCCGGUCUGCCGUGUAUAUGGUUAGAUGCAGUCCACGGAUAGUGGCUGUGGGUCUUGUAGCACAAAUUUACUGCUUUGAUGCGCUUACCCUUGAGAGUAAGUUCAAUGUCCUUACUUAUCCAGUUCCUCAGUUGGUGAGCCCAGGACUGGUUGGAGUUAAUAUUGGCUAUGGACCAAUGGCCGUGGGCCCCAGAUGGUUGGCUUAUGCAUCUAACAACCCAUUGUCAUCAAGCACAGGACGUCUGAGUCCCCAAAGUCUUAGCCCUUCUCCUGGUGUCAGUCCUUCUACCUCACCUGGAAAUGGAAGUCUGGUCGCUAGAUAUGCAAUGGAAUCAAGCAAGCAGUUAGCGGCCGGAUUGGUUAACUUGGGUGACAAGGGAUACAAGACUUUCACUAAAUAUUAUCAUGAGCUUAUGCCUGAUGGUUCUAGCCCUCCUGCUUCAUCGAAUUCUGGCUGGAAAGUUGGCAGAGCUCCCACAACAUCAACUGAAAAUGACACUGCUGGAACGGUUGUUAUUAGAGAUUUUGUGUCUAAAGCUGUUGUCUCACAAUUUAGGGCUCAUACUAGUCCUAUAUCAGCUCUGUCUUUUGACCCAAGUGGGACUCUUCUAGUUACUGCCUCUGUACACGGGAACAAUAUAAAUAUCUUCCGCAUCAUGCUGUCUCAAAAUGGAUCAGGAGCUCGAACCUCUGAUUGGAGUUCUUCUCAUGCGCACCUUUACAAGCUCCAUCGCGGCCUGACUUCAGCUGUGAUUCAAGAUAUAUCUUUUAGUCAAUACAGCCAGUGGGUAGCUAUAGUUUCAUCUAGGGGGACUUGCCAUAUUUUUGUACUCUCUCCUUUUGGUGGUGAAACUGGUCUUCAAAUACAGAAUUCUCACAGUGAUGGACCUCGUCUCAUACCUGUCCUAUCUCAUCCGUGGUGGUCUACUUCAUCUCUUGUGAUGAGUCGGCAGUCUUUUUCUUCCCCUCCACCUCCUAUCACUCUAUCCGUGGUUAGUAGAAUCAGACUUGGUAAUUCUGGGUGGCUAAAUACCGUCAGCAAUGCUGCAUCUUCUGCAGCAGGAAAGGUCUCUGUGCAACCGGGCGGUGUUGCUGCCAUCUUUCACAGCUCUGUGCAUCCUCACAAGCAACUUGCUCUCUCAAAAGUCAACGCCUUGGAGCACUUACUGGUUUAUUCUCCAUCCGGUAAUGUAAUUCAAUAUGAACUCCUGCCUUCAGUGGGGGGAGAACAAAGUGAAUCUGCUUCAGGAGCUGGGACGGACUCAUUGGUGCAAAUGCAAGAGGAAGAGCUACAUGUGAAAUUUGAGCCCGUUCAAUGGUGGGACGUCUGCAGAAGAGUAGAUUGGCUUGAAAGGGAGGAAUGCAUUUAUGGGAAUAAUCCUGGUGAUCGAGAAUCUGCAAUGCUCAUGGAUGCUUCUGAUUAUGAAGAUAAUGAUACUGGGGAAAAGGAUUUGGGAAAGCAACAUGAACAUUCUCAUGUGUAUCUAUCCAAUGCAGAAGUGCAGAUACGGUCUGGGAGGAUACCAAUUUGGCAAAAGUCUAAGAUAUGCUUCUUCAGGAUGAGUCUUCUUGGGGAUGAGGAAAAUAAUCUCGCUGAAGAUCAAAUUGAUGGAGAGAUUGAGAUUGAAAAGAUAGCUGUUCACGAGGUUGAGAUAAAGCGGAAGGAUUUGCUGCCUGUUUUUGAUCGUUUCCACAGGGUUCAUUCAGACUGGAGUGAUGACAGGACCAUGGUUGCGGGGAAAUGUUCUACUUCAUCUUCUACUUCUCAUGGUAGUAAAGAAAAGUUAUCAGAAGAAGCUAUAAUUACCCAUACCAAGCUGGUGUCACCUGGCUCACUUGAAAACCCAGAUGAUGCAUUUCGAUCAGGUUCAUCAAGAACACCCGCAGCUGUUCGUGAUUUACAUCAAAUGGAUAGUUUUAGGCCUUAUCCUCGCAUUGUCCAAAGUGAAAAUGACAAUGAUGGGGUCAAUGGAAAGAAUAAUGCUUUCUUAUGGUCUCAUGCAACGAAUCCAGGGUCCUUCAACCAAGCGGAUGCACGAACUUUGCGUGGGCCAUCUGCAACUGGAGUUUCUUUUAUUCGAGAAAGUUAUGUUGUAAAUACUCCAUCUUCUCCAAAAUCUAGUGCACUUUCUACUGGAGGAUCUGCACCUAGAGAGGUUCAGUCUUCAAGUAGUGUAUUGACCAGUGAAAUUUCAAACACAAGUUCUGACCGUUCUGAUUUGAGUAUGAAUAUAAUUGGUGAGCCAGUGCAUGAAGAUAUGCAUGAUCCCAUAGAUUUUGGACAAUACUUUGAGGAGGGAUACUGUAAAGCGUCAAGUCAUGAUGAAAGCCCUGAAUUAACAGAAGCUAUUACAGAUGUUGAAAGCAGCAAUAAUAGCCCAUGCGACAAGGAGAAAUCCGAGGAAGAUGGGGAUAAUGAUGACAUGCUUGGAGGUGUAUUUGCCUUCUCUGAAGAAGGUUGACAUGCCCCUGCUUCCCAUGUGCUAGAUAAAUGCCACAUAUUGUGCAUUUUUCACUCAAAGUAUUGUGCACUGUGAUCUUCUUGUCCGCCGGUGAUGGCUAUUGCUGUAUGGAAUCCAAUGUCUACUGACUAAUUGCUGGAAGAUUUAAGCACUUUAUUCUUUGGCUGAUGAUCCCAAGUGUCUCUGGAGCAGAAAUGCCUGGGUUCAUUCCUUCUAAUUUAUCAUGUAAAUGCUGUAUAUUUUGAAGUUUAUGGUGCAAGAGAUCUGUAUGGACAGUGUUAUUUCAAUGCUGUGUGACAAUAUUGUUCUUCAAAGAAAAAAAAGUAAAAAUAAAGAGGAAAAUGGAGAAUAGCUCAUUCUACUGUA